GGCCAACAUUAGGCGGCUGCAGCUUGACGAGGCCGAUCAUUACACGACAGAGUCGGUUGCAUCGACACACCCACAGGCAGACUUUGCCAACAGAUAGUCAAUUUAACUAAUGCCACAGCUGCACACAGUAUCGUAGACACUGUUUCUACUUGAUUCGAACCCAGACAUAUCACGGUGACGCGAAACGCUUGGGAAGCAGCUCCGUUCAAGUGUCGUGUGCCUGCUUACCAAACACAUCCAUCGACGACAGGUCGUGGCGCAGAGGUGAACUCGAGUGUCUCGACUACAACCGACCCAAAUGUGGCGAGGAAUCCACUGAAGACAGCCUUCACCACGAUGGCCGCCGACCAUAUUCACGGCCCUCAGCAUGACCGUGUGUCUGGUCUACUGAACGGCCACCUCCACGGCAACCACGAGGCAAACGGCGCACUAUCAAGAGCAACGUCGCCAGGUGGGGGACAAGAUCGCAAAGAUGACGGCGACGCAGAUGCAGGCUUCGACAUCACGAAGCUUGGUCGGACGAGGCCACGAGUGUUUCCUUAUACGAAGUACCUACCGUACGACACGGAGAGCCGAGAGCAGACCGAGGCGGACAUGGAUGAGAUGAUCAAGCAUCUGUACAUCGCGGUUGCGUCAGGGGACUUCGUGCCGGGCGCCGUGCACUGGACAAAAGAAAUCAGAGGCUGGAUGAGCUUGAAGUUCGACCUCACCCGGAAACAGCGAUCCAGCCUGGUUAAGCUGUACUACGAGCUAAGUCUGGCGCCAGGUCUGGAAUACUCGAUAUCAGAGAGGUUCGCGAGCAUGUUCAUGGUCCUCACCAAGCGGAAGCACUACCUCCGGCCCGGUAAGGAUCUGGUCUUGGACUGGCGACCGCUUUACAAAGAGCUCAAAGUGUUCGUGCUGCCCUCGGAAAGUAGUACGCAGAACACGUACAGCUCUAAGAGAAAUCACCGGACGCUGACCAAGCUCUGCACUUUCGCACAACUGUUCUUCGACCCCAAAGAGAUCCCAGCUAUGCUCGAAGAGUUCCUGCCUUUCUACAGCAUGUCUUUCUCCGAGCAUGCCUUCGUGGUCCUUGGUCUGCUCAAUCUCAUGCUGCCAACCGCGGCGCCACCUGCGGAUGACCCAAAGCUGCAGCCGCAGUAUUACCUUCCAACAUUCUUCCAUCUCUGGUCCACCGUCAAUAGAAGUAUGAUGGUAGAUAUGCGCAUGCUGGACAUCUUCUCCCGGCAGGCCAGAGAUUGCCUGGGCUCAGAGCAUGUACCGUUCGGAGCCUGCGGUCUCUUUACUGAGGAGCAGUCAUCCCUCGUCUACACAGCUGUGCUGAGAUUGUUGGAAAUACCGGUCGGACAAGCCACGACACCUUACAGUGGAACGGUCGAUGUUGGCGCUGGCACCGCUCUCCUGCUUGAGCGCGACCCCAGAAAGCACCCCAUAUCCCAUAGCAUCGCACGCUGGAUCAUCAUGUCGCUGUCGCCGAAGUGCCUAGAGGUGACGGACCGUAAAUCCAUGCUACACCAGCUGGAGGCACUAAUACAAGGCAUCGAAACCUUCUUCCACCCGUCCAACUCCGGCACAUGGACAAAGCCGUUGGCGCAGCUGAUCUACUAUCUAUCGGACUUUUUCGUUAUGCGUUGGAACCGCGAACAGAGCGGCGAGUACGAAAUCCCCGAAGAUCGAAAGCUGAACGACGAAGUCAAACGCCGCUUCGUGCUAUGUUUGCGCGAUGUUGUGUUCAUGGGCAUCUAUGCGAAGAGUGGCACUGCGAUGAACUAUAGCCUUAGCACGCUGCAAAGUCUGGCGUAUUUGGAGCCAAACCUUAUCCUGCCUGGUGCUCUACAGCGCAUCUACCCGGCGAUGCAAGGCUUGGUCGAGGUUCACCGAACGAUAUCAUCCAUUCGUGCUUUGCAGAUGCUGAGCAAGAUAAUCGCAAAGACGAAGGGCUUCCGAUGCCAUCUCACGACGCUGUUGGGCUUGGCGCUCCCUGGUGUAGACGCAAACGAUCUGGACAAGACACUGCACAGUUUGGCUUUCAUACAAAGUGUAUGCUACAAUAUCCCACUACAUGACCUUACCAAGACGCCUAAGAUGGAGCGGAGUGAGCUGAACGGCGACUAUGAGAUGGUAGAGGCCGACACUACAGCGGUUGACAGCGCAGGCACCGCACUAGCUGUCGACUGGAUUAGUGGUCAGCUUGCUCGGUUCGAGCAGGAAGGUCCAGGAAUUGAAAUUGAUUACAUGGCUGAAAUGUCCGAAGAAGACGAAGAAGCAAUCCUCAAGUCUUCAACCGCCGGCUUCGCGGAGUUCAUCAUCACAUUCAUGGGCAGAGUCUUCACGCUCUUGCAGAACCUGCCAGAUGCUGCGCGCGUUAAGAGUGGAUCUCCAGAAGAGAACGUCGUCAACACGCUGCCUGCUGCCUUCUCUCCGCUAUUGGCUAGUCUGAGUCCGGAGCUGUACGAUAUCGCGCUCGAGCAGGUCGCCAAGUUCGCAAGCAACCAUGUUGUUCAUCAGGCUAGAGACGCCAUGGCAUUCAUUUGCAACGCUCUAGUCAAGGUUAACCCGAAGAAGGCCCUUCGUCGCUUGUUGCCAGAGCUGAUGAGCAGCAUCCGGACCGAAAUCACAGAAAACGCGGCGGGCAGCACACGAACUACUGGAAGUGAAAUUCUGCCCCGUGAUAGGGCUUUGGUGUGGCAUGUCAGCUUGCUCAGCAUGUGUGUGGUGCAUGUCGGCAAGGAUGUGCUGGAAUACCGGGAUGAGCUGUUCGAGCUCGCAAACUUCAUGCAGGAUCAUUGCAAGGGCAUACCCCUGGUGCAUGUGAGCAACUUUGUGCACCACUUGUUACUGAACUUGACGGUUACGUACACCCAGGAUUACAGUUUGUACGACCAAGCGGAGCUUGAGCGUGGUCUUACGUCCCAAAGCUGGGGCAGAACGGUCGACCCCUCGAACUUGGACAUCCGAUGGCACAACCCAUGCCAGGAUGAACUGGAGUUUGCCGUCAAGGUCGCUGAGGCACAGAGUGGAAGAGCGCUGAAGGCGUUGAAAGAGCUUAUCUCGAACCAAGCACCUAUCAAGCGAGAUGGAGUCGGCAAGGACUGGUCCGACGAAGUCAGCAGAAACCUGGUAUUGCUCAGACUCGUCAUCUCGGGCAUAUGUCGCCUGUUCCGCUCAGACGACGGUACAAUUACACCGUACACCUUCAUCGACACCGAAGCAAACGGUGGUAUCAUCGAGUCGGAGAAACACGAGGACGAUGCGUUCGACAAUGCAGUGGAUCUCGGCGAGCCGGACGAUGACAAGAUCAAGCGUUCCUUCCAGUACUCUACCGGCUACCCGCUGGAGAUUGGCAGCCCCACGUAUGAAACUGUGCACGAGCUGAGGAAGACCGUCGGCGAGACUCUACAUAAAGUGCACGCCUUCCUAGUGAAGAAUCAAGAAGACGACGUUCCGUGUUUCAAUGCACUCUACACGGCUUAUCGGAGCUGGUUCGUGGAUAUCGGCAUUGAGCGCUCGGCACAUGUUCUUGACCGUUUGAUGCGCUUGCUGAGCGCAGAUUGUCACCCAUUCAAAUUCAGUGGUACACGCAAACAGUACCCCCGGCCACUGCUAGUCAGGCGAGCGAACCUCUACCAUUUCCAGAGACUGCGUUUCAACGAGCAUCCACGCGCCGCAAGCGAGCUGGACAAGACUCUGCUGCUGGACCUGGCGCAUUCGUCGACCUCAGUGUAUACGGACAUUCGGCGAACAGCGCAGUCAGCGGGCGAGCAAGCAGUCAAGAGCAUUAUAGGCGCCAAGCCGCUCAUUAUACCGCCGUUGCUAGAUGCACUGGAAGGUGCGCUAAGGAAGAACGACCAUCCGCGCAUCAAAGGUGCGGUGUACUCACUGCUAUUCGGCAGUCUUGCGAAGCCAAUCUCUCGGAAUUGGAAGUUCGCGCCACGAAUGAUCAAGCUCUUCAUACAGGUCUCUGAAGCCGACAGACCAAGCAUACAGAAGCUGGUGGUGAAUAGCAGCUUCACCAUACAAGACAUGACAAAGGCUAUGGAUCGUAUGGUCAUUCUGGACGAAGACACUUUAAGAGCAAUCUGGCCGGAUCGGAGCGAGUCCACCGAUGGUCAAAGGCGGACGAGGACCAUCGCGCACACGCUGGAAGAGGCGCAGAGCUUCGUGCCGCCAAAGAAGGCAAAGAUUCAGAGCAGGAGAGCUGUGAUCGAGAAGCGCAAGACAGAGCUCGCUCAGGAGCUGAUCGAGCAAGUUAGGCAUUCGCACUGGAAGAAGGCGAGCCGAACGGCAGUUAUGGUGAUCGGAUUGGACUAUCGCUUCGAGACGGUGUCAAGCCUAGGCAUGACUGAGCUUGUGGUCAAGGGUGUCAUCGAUCCGCAUCCGGCGUUGAGGACGCUGUAUGCACAAUCCCUCAACGCAAUAUACAGUCUCGCACAAACGAGAGCGCUGGUCGGUCACAAGUAUGAGAAUUACCUGCUGGACGCGCAGCUUGACCCCGACGAGGUGUCGGUACCCACCCACCGAGAAGACCCAGACUGGACGCAGCGCUUCCUUGAGGGUUUCGCAAAGCCUGAAGCCGAAGCUUACAUCGAUGCGGACUACCCAGGUUGGCUUGUCUGGCAGAAAACGAUGCGUGGCGCGCAUGUAGGACCGAGCAGACUUGAGUACGAUGAGGUAGAGCAAGCUGUGCGCAAGACCAUUGGCUCGCAUAUCGACCGACACUGGCUGUCGACGUAUUUCGGUUACAUGAAGCAAGAACCGCGAGAUCAGAGCGCGGACCGCUUUCGAAUGUCCAGCUCGAUGAUUGUCGCAUAUGCGAUGGAUCUCAUGGCCAGUGGCUUGACCAAGGCAACGUGGGAUGACUUCAAGGACUUGACUCAGGCUGUGUACGGUGACGGUACGGAUAAGCAUCAGCAUCGAGUCAUGGCCGAGAUCGUUGGUGCUAUGGUCAGCAGCGCAGAGGACUUCGAUCCAGCUAUGAGAGAGAAAGUCUGGGAUUUCACCUUCCCGGUCGUGCGCCGCAUCAUCAGUGAUGGGUUAACGCCCGAGAACAGCGGAUACUGGUCCACCUUCGUCACGCUCGUGGUUGGAGGUAAGGACCCGCGACGAGCGUGGCCGUUGAUUGAUUGGCUUGCAGGCUUCAGGCUGGAUGUGUCCAGUCAUGCAGCCUUCAAAGAAAGCUCGAAGAUCACGCUGCUGAACCUCAUCGUUACGGCGCUGGGCUGGCACUUUCAGCUCGAGCGGCCUAUCGUCAACGACUUCCUUGAGCAUCUAGACCACCCGUAUAAGCAGGUCCGCGAGAUUAUGGGCACCACGUUAUCAACGAUCUUCCGAACGCGCUAUCACGAGAGUUACAAGGACGUGCCGACUCUGUUGGAAGAGCAGAAAGCGGCAGGCGCGCUCGGAACCAGGCCGUACAAGCCUACUGAGGAGUACUCCGGGAUAGUCAACAAUGUGCUUGAUCGUCUAGAGAAGUGGAGACUGGAGCGACCAGUGGGAACGCAAACUCCGACACCUUACACUCAGGCUUGCAAGACUGUGCUUCUGUGGCUCGACACCACGCUAAGCUCGUACGAUUGCACGGUACUUGUGCCAUUCUUCCCAAACACCUUCAUGACGCAGUUGCUGUACAUGAUGGAUAUUAAGGAAGAUCCUGAGCUGCAGUCCUUGGCGUACCACGUCUUCCGGCAUUUACCAAAUGUGCCACACCGGCCAGGCGAAGACGAGCCGUUCGUGCGCUCACUGAUCAAGAUUGGGAGAGAGUCAACAUCGUGGCAUCAGCGUCUGCGUGUGCUAAUCAACAUACAAGUUAUCUAUUUCCGGCAAUUGUUCUUAAUGCCUCAAGAGCAUGCGAGCGAUCUGAUGCGAUGCGUUCGAGACAUGUUGCACGACCCCCAGCUCGAGGUCCGCCUCGGCGCAGCCGCAACUCUCAGUGGUAUGGUCAGAUGUUCACCGCUGGACUUCCGCAAGCAGUUUAUCGCCGAUUUGAAAAAGCACUUCACCAACUUACUGAUCAAGAACCCCAUGCCGAAGCGUGCAAAGGGCCUGAAUCUGGAAGGUAACAGCUCGGGUACGAGCACGCCUACCUCUGAGAGUAAUAAGCUGGUGCUCACCCGGCAUGCGGCUGUGCUGGGACUUGGAGCGCUGGUGCAAGCGUUCCCGUAUACGUCACCGCCGCCUGAGUGGCUCCCCGAGGUCCUGGCAACCUUAGCUGGUAGGGCAGCGAGUGACCCAGGAACGGUGGGCAAGAGUGUCAAGACCAUCUUGAGCGAGUUCAAGAAGACAAGGCAGGACACUUGGCAGAUUGACAUGAAGGCAUUUACUCCGGAACAGCUUGAGGACUUGGAAGGUGUGUUGUGGAAGAGUUACUUCGCUUGAGCUCAAGGCUUGAACGGAGCUGCCUGCGUAUUCCGCAGUGGUGGAAGGCGUCAGUCCUGGUACAAUGUUGAUCACCUGCAGCGUUCAGCAUGCAUGGGAGGUGUCAACCGAGGCUCGAUGUGCCAUCGUAGUCUGGUGUGUAGACUACAUCAUUGUUUCAAUACAGCUCAGCAUAUGAUUCCCUUAGAAGAACAUGUUAUGCAAGAUGUGGCAAACUGCGUUUCAGAAUCGCUACUUUCACUAUACGCCGCCACAGU
Messenger RNA from Baudoinia panamericana UAMH 10762, 6635 nucleotides. RefSeq lists its product as uncharacterized. The record is from RefSeq and is a predicted model, not a curated record. Gene Ontology annotation, cellular component: cytosol; nucleus. NCBI's taxonomy places the organism in Eukaryota, Fungi, Ascomycota, Dothideomycetes, Mycosphaerellales, Teratosphaeriaceae. The transcript has 2 exons. The coding region runs from base 337 to 6378 and encodes 2013 amino acids. Gene Ontology annotation, molecular function: proteasome binding; peptidase activator activity. Gene Ontology annotation, biological process: proteasomal ubiquitin-independent protein catabolic process.